UCCGCCCUCGACGCCGCCGGAGAGUCCUCGAUCGCUUCCAAUUCUUCAAUCCGAUGUGGCACGUGCCGGCGGAGCUCCGGGCUCGUGCGCGGGGCCCAGUCGACGAUUUGUAUUUUUUGCGGUCGCGAUCGGAGGAGGGACGGCGUUGCUCACUCUGUCUCGUUUAAUUCUACCGUCGCCUGUAGGAAGCUUCUCGACUCUCUGGGAUUGGAUGGAUCUGAAAUUAUUGAGUUAGACACGAAAUCAAAUGAUUCUAAAAAGGGUCAGGAUGCACAACAUGAUGAGUUGGCUUUGUCUAGUAUUUUAGACUUGGAACUGAAGUGGCCUCCAGAGAAAGUAGAAGCUGCUAGCAAAGAUUCUGACAAGGCACCUGUAAGUAUCCAAACCAUUAAGCUGUCAGGGGAUGAUUUGGAUAAUUUCUUCUCUGAUUCAAAUAACAAGACCACAUCCAGUGUUCCUAGUAUAAAUAGUGAAGAGUUGAUGCCUAAUAACCAGACGAACACAGAAGGUUAUAUAUCAUCUAGAUCAGAAACUUUUGGUUCUUUCAAGGACCUCCAGACACAAGGUAUGGCUCUUAGUCCGGACAACACUAAAGAUGGUGGUGAUUUUAAUGACUCUUUUGCUGAUUGGGAAACUGGCUUUCAGUCUGCUAGUUCUCAAGCACAUGCGCCAUUAGUAUCAACUGAGCAUUCUAAGGGUUCUAUGACCAAAGGACCUACCACUUCAACAACUGAUGUAGCUGUUUCUGCAGAGUCCAAGUCACCUGACCUCUUCAAGGAUUCUGCCACAGCGGUUUCUGCUCAAACAUCUGCAUCCACAUUUAGCGAGCAUAUAAAUGUGGAACAUAAAGUAAGCAACAAAGUUGAUAGCAUAGAACCGAUGGACGAAUGGGGUGAGUUUUCUGCCACCGCCAACUUGAGUCAAGAUGAUCUUUGGCCCAGAACAUCUAAUCAGUUGCAAAGCACAAGCGAAACAGUCGACAUUGAAACAAAGGAUGAAGUACAAUGUACAACAUCUGCAGGUGACAGUUGGGGCCAAGACAAAACUUGGUCAACGAGCAAUAUAAAGGCAGCAAGUGUUAAAAGUGAUGAUGGUAAUGAUGCUUUUGAUGAUGCUUUUGAUUCUUGGCAAGAUUUUGCCGGAUCGAAUGAAGCACCUGGAGUUUCGUCAAGUUCUUUGACCCAACCGGGUAAUGAGCUGGCAUAUAGGGAAUAUGAUCCGACACUGAAGACAGAAGAGCUACAAGAUUUGGAAUUUGGUAGUUUCUUCAACUCAGAUUCCUCUUUAGGAGCAUUGACUGAACAGCGAGGUCCUAGUGAGUCAGCUUCCACCAAUAAAAUAGAGAAAUAUACUGAUGGUAAAAGUGCUACUCAAAAUCCUUGGGAAAAUGAGCAAGAUUUUACCAGUUUCUCAAAUGAAGAAUCAAGAGAUUUGUUGAAUUUGUGGUCACAAACUACUAAUGAAUCGACACCCAAGCAGGCUUCUCUGAUAAAGUCCGUUGAUCCACAGGAUAUGGAAUUUGGUAGCUUCCUACAUUCAGGUUUCUUUUCUGGAGCAUUGGAUGGUGAGAAAGGUCUUACUAAGGCAAGUGUUGCGAAGUUAGAGGACCCAGUUUCUACUAACAGCAUGAACAAAUUUGAUAAUACCCAACAUAUUGAUGAUCCUUUGGAAGCUUGGAAAGACUUCGCCAACUCAGAGGAAGCACCCAGAGGUUUGCCAAAUACAUGGAUACCCAGUAGGGAAGCAUCAACAGAGGAUGCUCCUGGAGUGAAGUCGGUAGAUCCAGUGGAUUCAGAAUUUGGUAGCUUUGUACAUACAGAUUCCUUUUCAGGACUGGAUAAAAGUUCGACUAAGGUGAAUGAUAUCAUGUUAGAUUCUUUAGUUUCUAAGCCGAGUGCUGAAUUUAUAAGUGGCAAUGACAUGGAUGAUAAUGAUGGUCUUUUUGGGUCUUUGAAAGAUUCUACCAGCUUGAGUGAAGUACCAGCAGGUUUGCCUAAUUCAUUGACACAGCCUGGUAGUACGAGCACAUCAUCUAAGUCUGCUGAAUUAAAAAAUAACAAUCACACAGAUGAUAAUGAUGACCCUUUUGGGUCUUGGAAUGAGGCUACUAGCUUGCAUGAAGUACCAGAAGGUUUGCGAAAUUUAUCAGCACAAACCGGUGCUAAGACCACAUUAUAUGAACAAACUUCUGGUAUGAAGAUGAUGAAUUUAGAGGAUAUGGAUUUUGGUGGCUUCUUACAAUCAGAUAUGUUUUCAGGAGUGAGUCAUCAGGAAAAUUCAAUUAAAGUGAAUGAUGUCCAGUUAGAUGCUCUUGUUUCUACAUCCAGCAUUAAGGAAGCUAAUAAUACAAAGAACGAGGAUGAUGACAAUGAUCUUUUUGGAGGUUGGCAAGAUUUUAUUGGCUUAAAUGAAGCACAAAGAAGUUCGGGAAAUUUAUUGAGAGAACCUGAUGCUGGGGCCAUAUCAUAUGGGCAUACUUCUGGGGCAAAGUCUUUGGAUCUUCACGACAUGGGAUUUGGUAGCUUCUUAUAUUCAGAUUCCUCAGGGACACUGGGUCACAAGAGAAGUAAUAGUGAGGUGAACAGUAUGCAGGAUCCUUCAAUUUCUUUCAGGAUGAAUGGGAUGGAUGAGAAAAUUGGUGCAGUUUCGAAAGCUGCUGAAGCACACGAAAAUAAUAUUUAUGCUCCAAACAAUGAGAGUACUAACUCGAACAUUGAAAUGCUAUUAGCACAAAUGCCUGACCUCUCCUUCAUGCUUGAUGACAAACUUUCCAUCCCAAAGAAGGCCGACGGUUCUCAUUCUAACUUUUGAGUGGAAAUUAAUCAUCCUUCCCUAGUUUUCUACUAUGCUGUUAAACGGCUGGAAGCAUCCAGUAUAAAUUCCAUUUUUGUCAUGAGAUUUGUGCGGGGAUUCCAGAUGAUAGAGAACGAAGGAAACACGGAAUCUGAAGCUCUGCUUGAGCCGUGAAUCCAGGCUCUGCAGUCUUACUCAUCCAAAUUAUUUUGAUGGCAGUUAUUUACCGCGGCCCACAUUGUGAAGGAGAGAUUACAACUACCAGCAGGCAAGAACAGCAUUGAAAUCACACUGUUGUAUCUUUAAACUUUUCGAAUGUCCGAGCUAGUAUUUUAUAGAGCACGAAGUUAUUCUUUGUAUUAUUUCAACUACAAGUUGUGUCUCAUUUGCUUUUGAUGUGAAAUUGUCGAGUGCCUGUGAGUUAUUGUAUGAUUGAUGUCAUCUUUUAUUUUAUCUUUUCUUGUUUGUUAGUUAUUGUAAAUUACUGAACUGCAUGCACUUUGCAAAAAUGAGUCCAUCACCUAUUCUUUC
This is a messenger RNA of Asparagus officinalis (garden asparagus), 3324 nucleotides long. RefSeq lists its product as uncharacterized. The annotation marks the transcript as partial. The transcript is spliced from 3 exons. NCBI's taxonomy places the organism in Eukaryota, Viridiplantae, Streptophyta, Magnoliopsida, Asparagales, Asparagaceae. The record is from RefSeq and is a predicted model, not a curated record.